AUGAAAGCGGAGAAGAAUUGUUUUCCUUUCAUUUUUUCGUUGUUAAAGAAGACGUGUGACAUGAGUUCACCUACUUGCUGCAUUUCUAAUGUUUGCAAUCCACAAAGGUCUAGAUUCUCAAAAGGAUAUCAAAGCAUCCUGUUAUAUCAUUAUAAACCUUUGGGAUUUGUUGAUCAUUAUUGUCAAUGCUGCUGCAUAUUUUGGUACUGGAUGAACUGCUAUGGCAGGAGGUUAAGGCGGACAGGACCUGAACAGCUGAACAGUAGAAAUGACUUGGUUUCUCCACCCCAGCAUUCCAGGGUGAACGGCUGGUCUUUACCACUCCACACCUUUCAGAUUGUUGCUCUGCUGUUUUACACAUACCUGGCCAUUGUAGGGUUUGGGAUCUACAUACCUUUGCUUCCACAUGGAUGGAAGUAUGCUGCCUAUGCUGUGAUCGGCGUCCUUUUUGCGCAUCACUUAGUUGCUCACCUUGUUGCUAUCACCAUUGACCCAGCAGAUCAAAAUGUGCUGGCCAAGAAAAACUACAGCAGCCCCAUGCCAGUCUUUGACAGAGGCAAGCACAAGCACGUCAUUCAGAACCAGCACUGUUAUCUCUGUGAAGUUGACGUAGGGCCAAAAGCCAAACACUGUAGUGCCUGUAAUAAGUGCAUUGCGGACUUCGAUCACCACUGUAAGUGGCUCAAUAACUGUGUGGGAGGCAGAAAUUACUGGUUUUUCUUCAAUGCUGUUGCCUCUGCUGUUCUUGGUGUCUUCCUCCUGAUACUGGUGAUCCUUUAUGUCUUCAUCCAGUACUUUGUGAAUCCAGCAGAACUACGCACAGCACCUCAGUUUGAAAGAGUCAUUGGAAACAACACGUGGUUGGCCUUUCUUCCUGUUGCUCCUGCAGAGACUACAGCAGCUGGAAUCCUGGCUAUAGCGGUGAUCACUGUGCUCCUGGGAAUUGCAUCGCUCCUGCUACUGGGACACUUGUUGAUAUUUCAUCUUUACCUCUUGGGCAAGAAGCUGAGUACUUUUGACUAUAUGACAGAGCAGCGACGCACGCAGAAUACCAGGGACCCAGAAAGUGAUGUGGAAGUAACAGAAAAUACAUCUGUCAGAAUGGAUCCCCUACAGGAUUUGUCUUUAGCAAGUCAACAAAAGGAGUGUGAGGUUUCAGUUUCAUCUCAAUCUGGAGCUCUACAGUAUCAUGAAACUGGACAGGUCUCCAUUAAACACCCAAGCAUCAUCUGUACUGAAGCAUCUGAGAUUGCUUCCUUUACCAAUUUGUCUCCUGGUCCAGAGACUGUGCCAAAAAGUACUAAAGAAACUCUGUGUGAGAGUAUUCAUCAGAACAAGGAAAUAAGUGAUACUGAAAUGGCAGACUUUGGAGACUUACAGUCUAACUGCAACCAGUCGUUAGAGGAAUCUCACUGGGGAAGUCUUGGCUCCAUGAAGCAGAUCCCAUCUCUGCAAAAUCUCCAUGAGGAAUCCAUAAGAAACAGCACUCUUCUAGUGUGUUCUAUGAAUGCAAACAGUUUGGCCAUCUCUGAUCAGGUAUUGAGUCACCCUGAAAGUGGAAGACCAGAUGCUUCUAUAACGGAAUCUGCCAAUCAUUUCAAAAGGACAGCACUGGCAAAAGAAGGCAUUGAAAUGGCACAAAGUGGAACUGCCACUUUUUCUUCACCAAAACAAAAUGACUCAUCAGAACCAAUUUCAACACAAAGUUCCCUUGCAGUCUGA
Molecule: messenger RNA, 1722 nt
Organism: Emys orbicularis (European pond turtle)
Lineage: Eukaryota; Metazoa; Chordata; Testudines; Emydidae
Product: palmitoyltransferase ZDHHC11-like
Exons: 11
Coding region: 1-1722 (573 amino acids)
Biological process (GO): peptidyl-L-cysteine S-palmitoylation; protein targeting to membrane
Cellular component (GO): Golgi apparatus; endoplasmic reticulum
Molecular function (GO): protein-cysteine S-palmitoyltransferase activity
Source: RefSeq, a predicted model, not a curated record